AUCACUUUUUUCCUGCUGUUAUUUGAAGCAUCACCCAGCAUGGAAGAAUGAAGGAGGAGGAAGUAGUAACUGCAGAUACCCGACCCACCGGCGGAACACAGGCGUCACCACCUGUAUCUCGUGACAGAGUGAUAUUUGGAUGCCAUUAGUACCACCCAAGAGGAGCAAGUAUUAUAUAGUGACCACCCAGCAAGCACCAUGUGACCCCAUGUGGGAAGUAUUACCUAUAUGAUAAAGGUAUAUUAUAUAGGUACUCAUCUCCCUUGCAUCAAGAAGACAUGGCUCUCCUUCUGUUAGCACAACGAUCUCAUGUUCGCCGUCGCAGACGCCCUCCUCAGGAGCGUGUUUUUCGUGCACGUACCCAAUUUCUGAACUUGCCAGAAGAAGUGGUAAUGCAACGCUACAGACUUCACCCUUCUCUUAUUCGUGAUCUGUGCCACAUCCUUGAACAUGAUUUACAGCCCUCUACAGGACGCUCACAUGCACUUCCAGUUUACGUUAAGGUGACCGCUGCCCUUGACUUCUACACGUCUGGAACUUUUCAGACUCCAGCAGGAGACGCAGCUGGAAUCAGCCAAGCGAGCAUGUCUCGUUGUGUUACCCAGGUCACUGAAGCUAUUGUACGUCGAGCUCACAGAUUCAUCAGAUUCCCACAAAGUCAUGGCCAGCACAGAUCAAUUUCCCGUGACUUCCUACGACUGCACGGAUUUCCGGGGGCUGUCGGGGUUGUUGGAUGUACUCAUGUAGCCCUUAAACCUCCAUCAGACCACGAGAGUCGUUAUCGAAACCGUUGGAGAUACCACUCUAUGCACAUGCAGGGUGUGUGCGAUGCCCGUGGGAUUCUGACUCAUAUUGUGGCUGAAUAUCCAGGGUCAGUGUCUGAGGAAGACAUAUUGGGACAAUCAAGCCUAGGCCACAUGUUCCAGAAUCAGGACAAUGAGGAAGAGAAGGCUUGGUUGAUAGGUGGGCGCUGUUACACACAGAAGCCCUGGCUGAUGACCCCAAUAGAAGACCCCCAGUCUCCAGCAGAGGUGCAGUAUAACACUUCUCAUGCUGCAGCCCUCAGCGUGAUAUCCCGCGCCUUCUGCUCAUUAAAAUCACGGUUCCGGUGCUUGAGCCGUCGUGGGGGUUCCCUGCAGUAUAGCCCCCUAAAGGUCAGCCAGAUCUUUGUAGCCUGUUGCGUGCUUCACAAUAUGGCGCUAAGCCGCGGCCUGGAAGUGCCAGUAGAGGAGAGAGAGGACGGGAGCGAAGAAGAAGCAGUAGAAGAAAUUAGCAAAGAAGCUGAGCAGGCCAGGCAGGAAUUACUCCUAAGGCAUUUUAGCUAG
Bombina bombina (fire-bellied toad) is the source of this 1325-nucleotide messenger RNA. Its product is annotated as putative nuclease HARBI1. The transcript has 4 exons. Lineage: Eukaryota; Metazoa; Chordata; Amphibia; Anura; Bombinatoridae. The coding region runs from base 279 to 1325 and encodes 348 amino acids. The record is from RefSeq and is a predicted model, not a curated record.